This is a messenger RNA of Hippocampus comes (tiger tail seahorse), 1829 nucleotides long. RefSeq names its product 5-hydroxytryptamine receptor 3A-like. Gene Ontology annotation, biological process: monoatomic ion transmembrane transport. Gene Ontology annotation, molecular function: extracellular ligand-gated monoatomic ion channel activity; transmembrane signaling receptor activity. Gene Ontology annotation, cellular component: membrane. Lineage: Eukaryota; Metazoa; Chordata; Actinopteri; Syngnathiformes; Syngnathidae. The transcript is spliced from 9 exons. The record is from RefSeq and is a predicted model, not a curated record. The coding region runs from base 263 to 1555 and encodes 430 amino acids.
CAGGCCUUCGUGACAGGAGCUUAGUUCGGUAAACUCAAGUGUGGAUGGCAUUGUCGAGCAGAAAGACAAAUAACAGCUGGCACAUUGAUGAUGAGAGUAAUUGAGCCGCGUUGUUGUUUGAACAGUUUAAUCAUGCAGCAAUUUUUGCGCCUAUUGUGGCUCGGUGCAAUUGUCAUGUGCCGGUACAUUGCUGCAACGUCAGCCCCGGGGCCUAUUUAAGAGUCCGGAAAGCUAAGAAGACAACUCGUCAGUUGUAUGUUGAAUGUCGUCAAAUCUGGCUUCUAUAGCGAUGCUGUCACAAACGCAACCUGACUUGAGUGUGUGGAGGGCAGCGCUUCUAUGGGCUCUACUUGUUGUAGGAGACGGAAAUACUACGGACGACUGCACGACCCGCAGAUGUCUGGCGAACAAGCUCGUCGACAAAAAGUUAAUAACUCAGCCGCAGCGUGACAACUGCUCCGAGUACAUCUAUGUAUCCUCCAUUGAGUAUGAAACCAUUAAAGUUGACACAAAGAAUCUUCGUUUAGGGUGUCGUUUACGGGCCACAAUUGAAUGGACCGAUGAUGACUUGUACUGGGACCAAUCCGUUUACCCGUACGAUGAGGUCAUUCUGCCCGUAAACAAAGUCUGGACCCCGGAUAUAUUUGUGACCAAUGGCAUAUCAGCGAGCACGCAGAACAGCUUCCGUGACCUGAUAGUGUUCAGCAAUGGCACCUUGCGACACAGGGUGGUGAUGGCGGCCGAGGUCAACUGUGAAUUUAACCUCUUCAACUACCCUUUUGCUGAGGACGAAUGUCCCGUGGUUCUCCAAACCUGGUCCACUGAAGGAUGUGGUACCACCAUGGAAAUCGGUAAAAUGGAAGUGUUUGAUGGGAGCCAUGGCGACUGGGAAACUUUGGGCGCUGACCUCUUUUCGCCAACUGAUGACAAAUUCUAUAUCUCGGUGAUUUUGAAGAUCCGGCAACAAAACCCCUUCAUCACGCUGCUGCUUCCCAGCAUUCUGCUCAUCCUGGCCGACAUGGUGAGCUUCGCCCUGCCGCUGAGAUGUGGCGAGCGCAACUCCUUCAAGGUCACCCUGGUGCUCAGCUUCACCAUGUUCCUGCUUAUCCUCAAUGACCAACUGCCCGGCGACAGCGAGUGUGGCCCCAUCAUAAAGUACCACUUCUGCGUGUGCCUGGUCAUGCUGGUGGUGAGCAUGCUGGUGUCCAUGGUGCUCACGCGGGUGGCCAAAGAUGGAGGCCUCUUCUUCUGCUGCUUUUCCAGAAGAGCAAAACCUGCAUAUCAGCUAAGUGGAGCUGAUGAGGAAGUCAAAGCAGACAUCAGCGUCAUCCAGCUGGACAACUCCGAGCAAACUCAGAUGCACCGAAAGGUGACCGAUUUCCUGGACGCCAUCAAAGCAAAGGAAGAGGAGUGCGACCGCAAUGAGGCGCUCGCCGACAGUAUCGACAAAGCCUUUUUCUGGUUCUAUUUCAUUCUGGGUACGCUCUACUUUUGCGCUAUGAUCACGGUGAUGGUGAAACAUGAAUGCGACGUGAAUCACUUGGAUUUCUUGUAAAUGCCAGUGAUGGCAACUAAAUUACAAAUACUUGAUUACUGUACUUGAGUAGGGUUUUCAUGUAUCUGCACUUGAUGGGUUCGUGGAAAACGCUUAGCGGCAGUUUGACUCCAAAGUAUUUUGGGGGUUAAAUAAAUGUUUCAAUGCAAUUUACUCUGCGCAUCAAGUUUCACUAUUCGAAGUCCGGUCUAUGUAACUGGAAGUAAAAAUUCCAUUUUGUACUCAAGUAUUUUUCAGAGUCUGUACUUUUACAGGAAUUAAAUCAAUACUUCUA